This is a messenger RNA of Phragmites australis (common reed), 1060 nucleotides long. RefSeq lists its product as uncharacterized. The transcript has a single exon. NCBI's taxonomy places the organism in Eukaryota, Viridiplantae, Streptophyta, Magnoliopsida, Poales, Poaceae. The record is from RefSeq and is a predicted model, not a curated record. The coding region runs from base 181 to 828 and encodes 215 amino acids.
AUCUACUGGUAUAUAAAAAUACACUUGCUAUAGUAGACACACACCUUCUCGUUCUCAAGCGGCAGCUACUUCACUCCUUCCUUCCUUGCAACCUCUCUCUCUCUCUCUCUCUCUCUCUCUCUCUCUCUCUCUCUCUCUCUCUCUCUCUGAGAGCAGAGUGUGAGUCAGUGUACAGAGUGCAUGUUCACCAUGGCAAGUGCCGGCUGCAAGGAGGAGCGGGAGCCUGGCCUCUUCGUGAAGCAGGGGAGCAAGAUCCACUCCAAGAUGCUCUCCAAGGAGGCGGCCGCCCAGCUCUCCGUGCCGUCGUUCCGGGUCUACUACAGCGUGGCUUCGGCCGGCGCCGUGCCCUUCCUGUGGGAGUCGCAGCCGGGCACGCCCAAGAACGACUCGACCUCCGCGGCCGCGCUCCGGCCGCUCACACCACCGCCGUCCUACUACACCGCCGGCAGAGGCGGCGCCGGCCGGUCCAAGAAGCGCCGGCGGCCCGGCCUCAUCGGCGCCAUACUCAGGAUCACCCUCCUCCGGAGACCGGGACGGACGACGCCGUGCUCUUCCUCCUGGUCGUCGUCGUCGUCGUCCACCAUGUCGUCGGUGUUCACCGUGCAGUCGUCGCCCGCCGCUGGGGGUUCCCACGGCCACAGGCGCACGCUCUCGGCCGGCGCUGACGAGGACGCGGAAGCCGCAGCGCGGUGCUUCGGGAUGGAGCGCGACUGCUGCGAGAGGGGGAUGGUGAAGGGGUGCGGCGUCGCGGUGGCCGUCAGGAACGCGCUUGCCACGGUCGUCGGCGGCAAGCCCGGCCGGCGAGCCACCACCAGCUCAUCAGCAUAGAGAUGAGUAAUAUGCCUAAAGCUCAGGGCGUGCUUUGCAUUUUGCCGUAUAUGUAAUCAACGUGCUUAGCCAGUAUAUAUGUACGUCACGAACGCGUAUGGUAAUCGUAUAUACGUAUAUUUACGCUCCUGUGUAGUUUGAAAUUUCCUGGGAGGUAGAGGUAAAAGAUGGCACUCGGUACUCCUUUCGAAAUCUCCUUCUCAUCACGAAAUUUAUAUGUUUUCAGUACUUU